Molecule: messenger RNA, 4507 nt
Organism: Anarrhichthys ocellatus (wolf-eel)
Lineage: Eukaryota; Metazoa; Chordata; Actinopteri; Perciformes; Anarhichadidae
Gene: ppm1e
Product: protein phosphatase, Mg2+/Mn2+ dependent, 1E
Exons: 7
Coding region: 329-2182 (617 amino acids)
Biological process (GO): negative regulation of protein kinase activity; protein dephosphorylation
Cellular component (GO): nucleus
Molecular function (GO): protein serine/threonine phosphatase activity; cation binding
Source: RefSeq, a predicted model, not a curated record
CGCGAAAUCCCCGAUAACGCGACGCGCGCUCCCACCCCAUGCUCUGAAUGGGGGUCUCUCAGUCCAGCUCCUGACAGCGAGCCCAUAGUCCAGCAGUGAUAAACCGGAGACGCCAACGACGGUCCGCGCAUCCAAGACGCACCGCGGUCAGACGCAGACGCACCGCCGGUUAUAGACCAACAAGUCACCUGCUCCACCGGUAAUAGUCCACGUUCAUUCAGGUAGUGUGCUCGUGCACCCGACAGUCCCAACUAGUUCGGUCCAGAGUAACGACUCUUCUUAAGUGUUCUGACGGGCGGAGCUGUCUCUGUCUGUCCAGGAAUGAGAGAUGAUGGCCGGCUCUACAGCAGAGGAGAAAACCUUCCGACGUUUCCUGGAGCUCUUUCUCCGGGAGAUGAGAAUGCCUCUGCAGGAGAGCGACCCGCCGCCGAUGCGCCCGUUGUCGGACCUGGUGACCGAGGACGAAGUGGAGGGGGAAUGCCUCGACCUGUGUCUCCAGCACCUCUACAAAUAUAACUGCCCGUGCUCCCUGGCUGCAGCGCUGGCCAGAGCCACAGCAGACAGCCUCCUGCAGACCGACCUCUCCAUCCACCACCUCAAUAAGACUGUGGAAGAUGGAGCUGACCCGUUACCACAGAUGGAGUCUGUGAAGCUGGCCUGGCUGGUGUUCAACCAGCUGUUUGAGAUUUGCUGCCUCUGGCUGAAGGAGCUGCCUUUCCGACGCCGUCCACAGCCGUACUACGAGACCUCCAUCCACGCCAUCAAGAACAUGAGGCGCAAGAUGGAGGACAAGCACGUCAUCAUCCCCGACUUCAACACGCUCCUCAACAUUCAGGAUCAGGAAGAACAGGCUUACUUUGCUGUGUUUGACGGCCACGGCGGCGUGGACGCGGCCAUUUACGCUGCCAACCACCUCCACGUCAACUUGGUCCAACAGGAAUGCUUCAACCAGGACCCGAUCGAGGCGCUCUGCGGGGCCUUCAGAGUCACCGACGAGCGCUUCGUGAAGAAGGCCUCACGAGAGCGUCUGCGUUGCGGCACGACGGGCGUGGUGACGUUCCUUCGGGGUCGGACGCUGUACGUGGCCUGGCUGGGAGACUCCCAGGUCAUUCUGGUCAGGAAAGGACAAGCGGUGGAGCUGAUGAAGCCACACAAACCAGACAGAGAGGAUGAGAAGCAGAGGAUCGAGGCUCUGGGAGGCUGCGUGAUCUGGUUUGGCACAUGGAGGGUUAACGGCAGUCUGUCUGUAUCCAGAGCAAUAGGCGACUCGGAGCACAAGCCGUACAUCUGUGGUGAUGCAGACCACGACAUCUUCCCAUUGGACGGUUCAGAAGACUACCUGAUCCUGGCCUGCGAUGGCUUCUGGGACACGAUGACCCCUGACGAGGCGGUGCAGGUCGUCAGCGACCACCUGGAGGAGAACACCGGAGACACCACCAUGGUGGCCCACAAGCUGGUGGCCUCGGCACGCGACGCGGGCUCCAGCGACAACAUCACCGUCAUAGUGGUCUUCCUGCGGGAUCCGCGGUCGCCACUGCCCACCGGCGCCGAGGACGAGGAGGAGGGUGUAGCGGACGAAGAGGCGGGGGAGGAGGAGGUCGCGGAGGUGGAGGAGGAGGAACCGGAAGAGGAGGAGGAAGACGAGGCGGUCAAGGCGGAGCGCGGUGAGGGCGGCAGCACUGCGGACAUCGGGGGGAAGGGUCGCGGCGGCUGGCCCAUGCAGCAGUGCUCGGCACCAGCUGACCUCGGCUACGAAGACCGAACGGACUCGUUCACGGACAGAACUAGCCUCGACCUGAUGGUGCCGUCGCUGGAGGGCCGCAUCUCCCUGAACUCACGGCAACCCUGCUCCGACUUUAGCCCCGACCUCCACACGGCCUCCCGUAUCUAUCGAGAAGAGCGCCCGCCGAGGCGCAGGUCCUGUAUCCCCUUUCAGGAGCCCGGCGUCUCUCGCUUCACGGACCCGCUGUGGCCCCAGGCGGCCACGCUGUUAGGCCAGGUAGUGAGGCAAAGCCACAGGCCCGGUUCUGGUACUCGACGGUGGGUCCGGAGGAGGCCAGGCGCAUCCAAGCAGCUGCUAGGCCUGUUACCAUCCGGCCACCUGCUGCCGCACACGCAGCACCACUCUGACCGGAGGCCCGGGGUGGCGACGCCACACCUGCCCCACGGUACCACCAUCUAAAGAGAGGUGACCCAAAACCAUCUCCUUCAUUUGUCCGGUCCUGCCCCUCAGCCCACCCCGACCCGCCUCAGCCUUCAACAACACGUCAUUCUUUGAUAGUAGGUAGUCGUGGUUAUUGAAUUUCAAAUGUAAGCCGGCCCACUACCACACACGCCCUGCUCCUUAAGCUGUAGGUAAAGCUAAAACAACCGCAUCCUCUCCAUUGUGACCAGAUGACAUGAAGCCAGAGCUGGAAAUGCAGGUUGUGUUCAGACUGAACUGGAGAUCCAGCUCACUGGAGUUUAGGUCUGUUGUGGACUACGACAGCUCUUCAAUGCCAAGACAAGCAAAAGUUCCCAUUUUCAGUCUGAACACACGCUUUAAGAUUAAUUGAAAUGCUCGGUCGCUCGACACUCUCGGCAGAGAUGUUGUUCUCGGGUACAUGCAGAGAGAAAGAUUUGAUCUCACCACUUAUUUAGUAUUUUGUUUCUAAUGAACACAAUCAUGUUUUUAACAUUACCUACUAGAUGAUCUACAUAGACGCCAAUAUCCAGACAUGUUCGUUACACUUAGAACAAGCUGAAAUGUUGCUGUGCUAAAGAAUCGGUUGGCUUUAGUUGACAAAGGAUUGAACCUUCCCCCAAACUGUUACCGCAUUGUACUCAUCUGUAGAAUUAAGAUUCCCCUUCACUGGAGCUAAAAUGUCCAGACCAAAGCUUACAAAACAGCCCUAAACUAAAAGUACACUAAAUACUUUUAUUUACUUCUAUUUAAUGUCGCCCAGGUGUAAAUACGACACAGUUCGUAUUUUGUCUUGAGACGGCCGUCGAGAACGUCAAGCGACCGAACAUUAAAUUAAACUAAUGGCGAAAGCUUGGCUCCCCUUUUCUCAACCACAGCAAUCCCUCGAUGGCAGAUGAAGUUCGUGGAGGAGGACAGAACAAUUGUAGCUCCUGGUUUUCUGGGACACAUGCUGUUCUUUACCCUUCCCCAUCACAGUCAAUGACCCAGCCAUUAUCCAGCCACAAUGUGUCUGCAGAUAAAAGCACUUAACACCGGAUUAUAAGAGAUUAGCAGUCACUUACAUGAAUAAGUGCUUCAUGUAGUCCAGUAUUCCAGAUGGGGAUAUACUCCUGAGAGAAAGUUGGGUUUGGGUUUUUAAAAAUGUAUUUUUGUUGUUGGGCCACAGAGCUAUUGGACAGUACUCCAAGUGUAUUCACUUUCACACUAAUCCCCAUUAGAAGUAUUUUCCAGCAGGCUUGAUAAGUGCAAACUAUUUAAUGUUGAGCCGGGAUAGUUGAAAGCUGCAGAACACGUGCCUUCCAUAUGUGUUACUAAAGCCGACUUCCUUUACACACAUUUUCACUAAUUAUGAAAUCCAUGUGUUGAUAUUAGCCAUUAAAAGGACAAGUCGCACGAAGACUCUUUGCCACUUUAAAGGAACAGUUUGGCGUUUAUUCAUUUUCUUAGAUGAGAAGUUUGAUACCACUCUCACGCGUCAAACUUAUAAGUAUGUUUCCCAACACAUCCUUUAAGUUUCGUAGCCAAUUCAAAUAACAUGCAAACAUCCCCGUCAUCAGCUACGUUAGCAAAGUUCAAACUCAAGUCUUUAUGCCACCUUCCACAUUCAUAGGUUUCAUAUACCCAACACGCAACAUGGUAGUUUCUCUUUAACGCUAACUCACAAUCAUAAUUAACGAAUGUAAUCAUCAAAUAAUACUGAUUUAUAUGAUAAAAACUAAUAUAGCACCCAUACUAACUGAUCUGUGCUUAAAAUACACACCUUAGCAUUACUGUAUCUAACCAUACUUAAUGACUAAACUAUACUAAACACUUGCUGUGAAACUAUGACAUCAUAGGUAAACCCCUGACCCACGUUUACCCCAAAGUUCUUAACUCUUGUUAUUUUCAAAAGUACUAAAAUAUGUUUUGGUUGCCUCUUAAUGCUAUAUAUUUAAAGUGACUGUUCUCUAAACCCCUCCCCCUACUUACUGUUGCUACAGCUGUCAGUCUUUCCGUUCAUUUUUAAAGUACUAAAAAAAUGCUUUGGUUGCUUUUUUAUGCUAUAUAUUUAAAUUUGUUGUGGUAGCAAGUGACUGUUCUCUAAACCCCCAAACCCCAUAUUUUGUCCACAUAUAAGACAGCGCAGAAUAAAACCAACUGCUAAUCGUAAGCAGCGCAAAAUGGUUAAAUUAUUGUACAUUCUGGCAGUUUUUUGCCGUUAUGGAUCAUACAUUCGGGGGUGGAGUUUACUGAGCGGUCAUGUUUGGACGCAUUAAUUAUCCCCUAACAUUCCCUAACAUAGUCAUUCCCCAAUUAUUUUGGUUGAUGCAGUGACUUUGCAAA